CCUAAAUGAUCCAAUAUUUUGUCGAUGACUAGAUGGCUCAAGCUUCCAGAUUCUGAGCAUUCUAUUGGUUUUAGAAAGGUGUUCUCAGGUUUGUUUGGAAGGUACGACAGUAUCCUACUAAGAAAAUAGAAGUUUCAGAACCUAAAGUAAUAUUCUGGGACAAAUUAUUUGCCUCCAAAGAUGAACUUUGUCGGUGAAAACUUUAGGUCAUUUGGGAGGUAAUGUUUGACCUGUGUCACACUAUUUAGAGAAUAUAGCGGACAUUUUCAGGAUUCAGAAGCAGACUUAGUAAAAAUGUGUUUGUGAGUUGUCAACAAGUCAGACAGUGUAUUCUUUGAAACAUGUGGAUUAUUUCUGAAAGAAGUGACAAUUAUUUGCAUGUGUACUUUCAUUAUAAUUACUGGCAUGUGGGUGCAGAUAAGAUCUGUUGGUGUAAAUUUGGAGUAAUGCAAUAUAUCCAUUUACCUGAAAUGUUAUAAAUCACUUUGCUUAUAUUUCUUUUUACCUGCUUUAAAAUCAUCCAACACUUAUGUAUGUGUACAACUUCAAACUAGGUUGUGUUAUUAUAUUUAUUAUUUUGUGCCAGGUAAGCAAUGAGAAACAUGUUCUAACUCAAAGAGCAGGUGACAAGGCAAGACAAGCAGUAUCAUUUUUGUUUAGAUUAUUUGCCUUAUUGAUGAUUCUUAUGAAAGAAGUUUUUUUACCUGCAUGCCGUGUUUACCCAAUCUGAGCAAGCCGUGCUAAUUGGUUAAGUAAUAUUGACUGAAGUUUCAAUGUUUUGUAUACGUUUGUAUGUUAUUCAUUUGCUUGUAUGUAUUUUGAGAUAAAUACAAACUAGUGUCUUGGUAAAGCAGGAUUUAAGUUUACCUAAUUUAAACCAUUGUUUAAAACUCCAUGCGUAGAUGUACAAAUGUUGUUACGUUGCUGACAUAUUCAUGAGUGUAAGUUUUAAAAAUAUUUCCAUAUAGAUGAGUUAAUUAUCAACAGAUGUGUCUUUAAUAUGUAUAUGAACUGAAGAAAUACAUCUGUGGUAUUCUGUUGUUAUAUAGAUGAUGUAUUGGUAUCUAAAAAUACGUAAAGCCAAGAGCAUUCAAGUUGGAAAAUUAAGAAUUGUAGAUGAUAGACCUAUAUAUUGUUUCAUUUCAACAUUUUGAUUUGUUUUCAUUUUUUAAAAAUUAGUCUCUUACAAUCUAGUGAGUGAAAAAAUGAAAUGGACUAUUAUGAUAUUUAUCACAACUUCAAUGGAGAGCUGGGAUCAAGAAAACUUAAGAGAAAGAAAGUACAGAUGUAGGAACUAAACCAACACCCAUGGGGAGGAGUCAUUUGAUGUUUAAGAUUUAAGGACAGUAAACAGACUCUAUGUAGUCUGUCAGCACACGGGGUUAUAAGAAUGUACUAGGAGGAUUCCCUUGUGAACAAUUGUGGACAUGCUUCGCUGGAAACGCUUGCACUCUGUGAUCACCCCAUCCACCAGGGACGAAGCUAAUUUUACAGUGACAGGUGUAAAACUAACCUUACCUGAGAUUGCUAAGGACCUGUCAAUUAUAUCAGCCGAGGAUUUAUACCUGAGAGAUGAAGUGCAAGACGGCGACAACUGGCAUCAGGAUUCACCAUCACAGGCUUUUGUCACCUUCGUGAACGGUGCUCCGGCAAAUCAACGUGGCAAUUCAGCCAUCACUGAGGAUAGUGUUCAAUGUCAACCAAGCACUUCUAAUGAAAUGUACAGCACCAGGGCUAUACUGGAGCACUUUAACCCUUUUAAAUACAGAUUUCCUGUGGGGAAUGUACGAAAUCGCCCGAGCACAUCUCAUGAACUGCACCGUUUCAGAGCUAAACCUGAGCACUGUAACCCUGUUACCUUCAGAUCACCUGUGGACAAUGUACAAAAUCGCGGGAGAACAUCUCAUGAAUUGCACCGCACCAGAGCUAACUCUGAGCACUCUAACACUGAUUUACCUGCUAUGGAGAAUGAACGAAAUCGCCCCAGCACAUCUCAUGAACUGCAUUGCACCAGAGCUAAACCAGAACACUCUAACCCUGAUUUAUACAGACAUCCUGUGAACAUCCAUCCACAGAGGUCUGAUGAAAUAUAUGUUAAAGUUCAAAAGCCAAGGGAGACCAACCGUAGAGUUUGCAGAUCUCAGACUGCUCUUCCUGUAAGGAACUUUACACAGAAAAGAUCUACGUUGCGUGCUCCUCUAUCAAGGCAGUCACGCUCAUCAGCUGCCUCACUUCCACCUGCCCCUCCUCCCUCUACGACACCCAGCAAGUCAGCUAACUUCAAUAGGUCUAGCACUGCCCCAUAUAGUGAAGGAAAUACAGUGGGGAUAUCUCUACCUCCCACUGUAGUAGAAAAGACAACAGGAGAGGACAGGCCAUCUGCGUCAUUGGCUCUCGGUGGUCCUGGGGGAGAUGAGAGUUGUGACUCCACACGCCUAGAUGCUCAGAGUGAUAAGGACUCCAGCACCCUCAGUAAAGCCCGUACCCACAGUAGACAUGGUUCCACAUCCUCCAUCAAUACAGACCUCUCUGUCCACUCCAAGACAUCCUCAGCUUACUUCAUAGAAAAUAUAUAUGCUCAACAUGAAAGGAAAAAAUUUGGUGUGCGAUGGGACACAGAUUCUUUGACAAGCAAAGCUGAGAGCGGUGGAAAUUGCAGUGAGGGGAAUGAGAGUAGCAUCGUUAAUGGUGCUGAAAACACUCAUACCACAGAUCAAACCCAUCCUGAGGUGAUACCAAGGCCCUUAACUCCUCUGUUAUCAACUAUUAAGGAGACAGAGUUGGUUGAGACAGUAUCAAGGAUUGUCACUGAUGGAGAUAAUGUUAUAUCACAGAUACAAGUACAGGAGGAGGACACACUGAACAAAAACUCCAAUUCCUUGCCAGAUGUUACAAAAACUGUAGUUACGAGGAAACCACUCCCCAAAAAAGUUAAAAAGGAAAGGAAACCUCUGAAGAAAAGUGCGCAAAAACCAAAGAUUCUUACACCUCCAGCAUCACCGUCUCCAACACCUAGUGAUAGAAAACUUAGCAUUCAUGCAGUCAUCAGUAUCGUGGAAACUGAGGAAAAGGAAUCUUCCUUUGAUACAGAACUUCCACCUGUAGUAAUCCCAGACAUUCCUCUACCCUCAAUACAUGAGGGUACACCUGAGCCAAAACUCAAAAUCAAAAACCAGAUGGCGCUACCACCAACCUCCAACCCUAAGAGGAGUGUUCGACAUCGCAAGGCCUCACUGAAACAGUCUUCCUAUGCAGAAGAGAGGAUGCGGCUGGAACUUGCAGAGAAGCGGAGGAAGAAACAGCAGAUUCUGUUGGAACGUCUGAAAAUGAGGACAUACCCUCAGCCCCAGGAAGAGUGUACUCAGAUAGAAAAAGAUAGUGGACCAAGAUUUGAAGACUAUGAUUUUUUGGCCAAGUACUGUAUAUUUGAUAGAGGAUCACAUCACAGUUUCAAGGAAGCGUUUCAGUCUGUAGAUCCAGAUAAUCCAUGGUUGUCAGGGCAACAGGUGAUACGUGCUCUGAAAAGCCUGAAUACAAAACUGUCAGAAGUAGAAGAUGAAUAUUUACGCAGGAUUUUAGAGCUCAUGGGAUACGAUGUUUCAACAGGGGCAGAUUUCAAGCUGUUUUCUGUCAUUGCUGCCUUGUCAAAACGAAUUUCUGCCUUAGAUGAUUGGAUGAAAGAUUUGAUCGGGAAAAUAGAUUUUGCCAGUCUGGAGAUGAAGAUGGACCUGUGGAAGGCCUUGUGGGAGUGCAGUGUGGACACCGAGUCUAAUACAGUAUCAUUAGACCAGCUCUGUGUGGAACUCCAGGCAGGUGGGAUCAGCAGAGAACAUCAGUUUGAUGUGCGAAGGAAGCUGGGUCACCUAACCUCGCUAGAUCUUCUGGACUUCCUCUCGUACAUACCCUUGUUUGUUAUUAUUCACGAGUCGGUUGUGAAGAAUCCUUUCAGUAAUAGACGAGAGAAGUGAUCAGUGGUUGGAUUUUCCUAGUUUUUUUUGUUUCACAUUUGCUCUGAAGGAUUUACAUGGCUGUGCCAGUGGGUAACAUAAUUAUUCAACAAAAUAACAGAAAGUUUUCGUCAACAAAAACUGCAAACAUGUAAAAUAGAAAUUAUUUUUUCAGACAAGUUAUGUUUGGAAAACAACAUUCAAGUCGGAUAGUGCUGAAGAAGUAAUAUCAUGGGCUGAAUGCCAUAAGAAUCUUCCAUUUCACCCCAGUCACAGAAUUGUACAGCUGCUAACACUUUCUUGGUUGAAAUGUAGAAAUCUUUAGUAAAAAAAAAAUUAAAAUUUCGUUAACAGAAUGCAUCAAAAAUUCAACUUAUGUUAACACUGAUAUUGAAGAGAAGUUGUAAUGCUGAAUGUGUGAUGGUGAUCAUUUAUCUGAGUAGGACAUUAAACAGGAAGAA
Liolophura sinensis is the source of this 4408-nucleotide messenger RNA. RefSeq lists its product as uncharacterized. Lineage: Eukaryota; Metazoa; Mollusca; Polyplacophora; Chitonida; Chitonidae. Bases 1428 to 3968 code for a protein of 846 amino acids. The transcript has 18 exons. The record is from RefSeq and is a predicted model, not a curated record.